UCUGGCUGAGCCGCCAGUGGAUGUCGUUGUUCUGUUCCUUGAGCGCGAUGUCACUCCUUUAGCAUGACCUCAAACGCGGCGGGGGCUGGGACCGCCAGUCAUUCUCCGUGCGAGAGCCGGGGCGGGAGGCAGGCGGGACCCAGCCCCGCCGCCAGCCGCACUUUUGUGGUGCCGCCGCCGCCGCGGUCUCCCCUUUCUCGGCGGGGCUGGCCGCGGGGCGGGCGAUGCUCCGGGCUCCCUGAGCCGCUGCACCGCGUCCGUCGGCCAAGUCGCCCCGCGGAGCUGCGCGCUAGAGCGGCGGCUCCCCUCCCUCGUCGCCCCGCGCCGCGCGGAGGUUGCGCAGGAUGCCGCGGAGGGGCGCGGAGGCGCCGCUGGCCCUGCUGCUGGCGGCGGCGUGGCUGGCGCAGCCCCUGCGUGGCGGCUACCACGGCGUGAGCAUGUUCGCCGUGCAGACGGCUCAGCCCGACCCCUGCUACGACGAGCACGGGCUGCCCCGCCGCUGCAUCCCCGACUUCGUCAACUCGGCCUUCGGGAAGGAGGUGAAGGUGUCGAGCACCUGCGGGAAGCCGCCGUCGCGGUACUGCGUGGUGACGGAGAAGGGCGAGGAGCAGGUCCGCUCCUGCCACCUCUGCAACGCCUCCGACCCCAAGCGCGCCCACCCGCCCUCCUUCCUCACCGACCUCAACAACCCGCACAACCUGACCUGCUGGCAGUCCGACAGCUACGUCCAGUACCCCCACAACGUCACCCUCACCCUCUCCCUGGGCAAGAAAUUCGAGGUGACCUACGUCAGCCUGCAGUUCUGCUCGCCGCGCCCCGAGUCCAUGGCCAUCCACAAGUCCAUGGACUACGGCAAGACCUGGGUGCCCUUCCAGUUCUACUCCACGCAGUGCCGCAAGAUGUACAACAAGCCCAGCCGCGCCGCCAUCACCAAGCAGAACGAGCAGGAGGCGGUCUGCACCGACUCGCACACCGACGUGCGGCCCCUCUCCGGCGGCCUCAUCGCCUUCAGCACCCUGGACGGCCGCCCCACCGCCCACGACUUCGACAACUCGCCCGUCCUGCAGGACUGGGUGACGGCCACCGACAUCAGGGUGACCUUCAGCCGCCUCCACACCUUCGGCGACGAGAGCGAGGAUGACUCCGAGCUGGCCCGCGAUUCCUACUUCUACGCCGUCUCCGACUUGCAGGUCGGCGGGCGAUGCAAGUGCAACGGCCACGCGUCGCGCUGCGUCCGGGACCGCGACGACAGCUUGGUGUGCGACUGCAAGCACAACACGGCCGGCCCCGAGUGCGACCGCUGCAAGCCCUUCCACUACGACCGGCCCUGGCAGAGAGCGACGGCCCGGGAGGCCAACGAGUGCGUGGCUUGCAACUGCAACCUCCAUGCCCGGCGGUGCCGCUUCAACAUGGAGCUCUACAAGCUGUCGGGGCGCAAGAGCGGUGGCGUCUGCCUGAACUGCCGGCACAACACUGCUGGGCGGCACUGCCACUACUGCAAGGAGGGCUUCUACCGGGACCUCAGCAAGCCCAUCUCCCACCGCAAGGCCUGCAAAGAGUGUGAUUGCCAUCCCGUGGGCGCCGCCGGCCAAACCUGUAACCAAACCACGGGCCAAUGUCCCUGUAAAGACGGUGUCACCGGCAUCACGUGCAAUCGAUGCGCCAAAGGCUACCAGCAAAGCCGGUCUCCCAUUGCCCCCUGCAUAAAGAUCCCCGCCGCUCCCCCCACCACUGCCGCCAGCAGCACGGAGGAGCCUGCAGAUUGUGACUCAUACUGCAAAGCUUCCAAGGGGAAACUGAAGAUCAACAUGAAGAAGUACUGUAAGAAAGAUUAUGCUGUCCAGAUCCACAUCCUGAAAGCGGAAAAAAAUGCCGACUGGUGGAAGUUCACGGUCAACAUCAUCUCCGUCUACAAACAAGGGAGCAACCGGAUACGGCGAGGAGACCAGACCCUGUGGAUCCACUCCAAGGACAUAGCGUGCAAGUGCCCCAAAAUCAAGCCCAUGAAGAAGUAUUUGCUGCUGGGCAACAACGAGGACUCUCCCGACCAGAGUGGCAUCAUUGCAGACAAAACCAGCCUGGUGAUACAGUGGCGGGAUACGUGGGCUCGGCGGCUCAGGAAGUUCCAGCAGCGGGAGAAGAAGGGGAAGUGUAAGAAAGCCUAAAGGAGGAGAAGGCAACGGAGCGCGCGAGAGGGAGAGACUGACUGUGCAUGCUGCUUUGUGUAGAGCUGGGGCGGGCAGGGACCGGCGAUGGGGAUGGCGGGAGGAAAGUCACGCUGUUGGGGCGGGCUGGGAGGGAUGGGAGGGACAGCAAUCAUGGCUGUGGGGCUGUCAGGUUUGCACCUCGUAUCCUGGGAGAAAACAAAACAAAACACAACAAAAAAAAAUCGCACAUGUGGAUAUAAAAGGAGUGUGGGUGCAGGCGUGUGGCACCCGGUGCCCCCCAGCUUCCUUCUGCCCCGUUGGUUGAAGAAAUCAGAGACACCAAACUGCCUUCCAGCUGCUAACAUCUGCUGCUUCCAAAGCACGGCACGGGAACAUCAAACCUGAAAGAAACUAAUCAACAACAAUGCUGGAAAUUAACUCCCCAUCCCCCAAAAUACGUAUUCUCAGCUUAGGUUGAACAAGACAGUUAUUGUAGAGGGAACUAAACAGAGACUUAUGGCUGAGGACAGAUCUGAGAAUCGACUAAUGGGUUAUUUGAAGACUGUUUGGUAUCCAAUAGCCGUAACGAUUACCCGCUGUACGGUACCUAGGAGCGGCUGAGGUCUCCAGCCGUGGUGAUGCUCUAAUCCCAGGUUAGGCACAGCAAAGAGGCAACCACAUUAGUGGGCCACUUCCACGUGGGCAUAACUCGGGGAGUGACUCCUUGCUCCGGCCCCCAUGCCCUGAGGAGUGCUGCCCCCCCCCCCCCCCCGCCAAAGGAGCAUGAGCCACAGGAUGCCCUGGCCCCCUCCCAGCCACCGAUUCACAGUCAAGGAGUUAAUAACCAGGAUCCCCAAGGAAACAUCCAGACUUUGCAAAAAAAUAAGUUGGCAUCCAGUUCCCAUAGGUGCCCUGGACAAUCUCGCCCAUCGUAGUCCCUGGGUCUCCACCGCGGCCACCCCUGAGACCUCCUUCAUGGGCUUGGUCCUCUCUGCUGCUGUCAGCAGACUGAUGAACUCUCAGAUGAUAGAAAAGCUGUGCAGAUGACAUCAAGGUCCUGGCUGGCCACUGGUUUCACUCCCAAACUCAGCCAGCUCUCCCAAACGCACACCACCUCUGCCCUCACCCCCUCUGGUGCUGCAGCUCCCUGGCAUCCCUGCAUAAGGUGGCCAGCCCGCUUGGGACACAAAAAGGAGGUGGGACAGCGAGUGCCAAGGGACUGUCCCCAUGGGAAGCAGGGCCAGUGCAGAACUCUAAGGCUUGGCCAAGUUACAACGAAUGCAGGGCAGAGACCUGCCUAAGGGAAGGGGUCUCAGCCAGGGACUGGAUGAGCAAGGUGUGACCCACAUGGAGCUCCCCAAAUUACUCUCCUACUUCUGCUGGGGGUGAAAAACAGCAAAUCUAAAUUUCCCAAUCUAUAAUCACUAAUGCACUAAGCAAGGUAGCGGCUGCCUCACCUCCGUCUCAAACUCCACACCCCAGCCUGAGGGCUGGAGCAUCUUUCCCCAGGGCACUCUAUGGGCAGGACUGGCUGUGGUAGUGUUUGUCACCCAGACGUUGCUUCCCCAUGCCAGGCUGCUCCCCUGCCACACUGGCCCACGAGGAAUAGGGAUAUCUGAGUUCACCUAAUCGAUGGAGACAGGCAAUAGCCAGGGUGGAAAAGCAGGGAGGGCAGGACGGGUACCUGGAGGAGAAGCAAACAUUAGUCGCUACGAAAAGCAAAACCUCCCUGAUAUUUUUCCUUUUAGGAAACUUGGAAACAUCUAUUUUAUGACAUUUUCCAGUGGUUUUGCCUUGUUUUAUAGCAAUUGACAAUAUUUAUAUAAUGACAUAAACCACCAUAAAGCAAUGCAGCCAUGUAAAUAGGUGUAAAGUGGAGGGCUCCCAGGGAAGCACCAGCCAGCACUGGGCUGCUGGAGACACCACCCAGAGGGAGCAAGCUCUGCUGAGCCUUCCCCUGCAACCGCAAGGCCCCUCCAAAAUUAGUUUGGGUAUUAGGAGAGAAAUCCCACACUGGACAUCAAGGAACCCCCCCCCCCCAAGUCCGUGUUUUCUCCCCUUACCCAGAGCAGACUUAGUUUUCCUUACUUCAGAGCUCAAGGAGAGCCAACGGUUUUGCAGUCAAGGGAACCCAAGCCACCAAGUUUUGAAGGAUAAAAUCUGACCUCAAGUGUCUAAAUGGAGGCUUAAAGCCCCAAAGCGGGGGUUGGAUGCUUUCCUGCAGCUAGCAUCAGCAGAUACCAGGGACACCCCGCACCAGCUGGAGACAGCUUGUCCUCAGUUAGCUGGGAUGCCCUUGAACCGCGGGAGCUCUUCAAAUGGCCUAAAAGCAACCGGAUCCAACCCAAAGCCAGUUCUCCACUUGGAGAGCUGGAAGGCAAGGCCAGGGGAUGUGGGGACUUGGGAACUGCCCACUGAGCACACCUGGGCACCCAGCGCUCACUCCCAUUUUCCAACCCUGGCAAGUGCAGCCAUCCUCCCCAGCACAGCCUUGACACCCCCAAACCGACCCAGGGACAAGCCCCAGCCCCUUCCCCUAUCCCACAGGUUUGGGAGGCCGCAGAAGAAACACCACCCACUCCGUCCCAUGGCCGGACCCCUCCAGGCACCGACACAACCUGGGAAAUCAGAAGGAAACAGAGUUUGCACAAGAUGAAACAACUCGGAGCCCGCCACAGCCAGAGUGACCUGCAGAAGUGAAGUGCCCCACCCUUGUCUCACCAGGACCCCAUACCUUGAUCCCUGCUGGAGUUCUGCGCUUUCCAACCACACUAGAGAAGCCCCUUCACUCCAUCCAUGGUCCCCCAGUGCCCCUCGUGUGCUCCCAGUAACCUUGACCUGCAGGAGCUGCUGGUGUAGCUGGUACACAGCCCUCCUCCUCUGGAGAAGGCAGAGCAGCCCCGGUUUUGGGGUGUCCGGGGGUGCAACUCUUCCCUGCAGCCACCCCUGCUCCAGGACAUGUCCUGGGGGGACACCUCUGUCCGGUCACCCAAAGAGGGACAAGAUGUCACCCCUAAUCAUCAACCUCCAUGGCCAGGGGUGCAGCUCUGUUGGGGUACCAACCGCAUUACGACCAGUGAGGAACACAGGCGCCCACCCAUCGCCCUGGGGCAGGACCAAGGUCCUCGGUAGGGCAGAGGGGGGGGCCAGGCAGGGGGCUGCGGUGUCUUCAGCGUGGCUUCGGAGAGCAGCUGAAAUGCCAAAACAAUCAUCACUCGACGGUAGCACCCGACAAAAGUUGUUUUGUCUCGUUUCUGUUCGUUUCGUCGUGUCCGUGCCCUCUCCCUGCACACCCGCCUCCUCUCCCCUCACAAAACCUGUGUUCGUUUUGGGGUUGUUUUUUUUUUUUUUUUUUUAUUAUUUCUGUUAAUAUCUUGAACUGUAAAUGUUGUUUAGUUAUGACCAUUGCAUACUGCUUUGGGCGAUGUUUCUUUACAAUGCAUACUAAUAUAUUAUGGUUAUUAUAUAUGAAUAUAUUUAAUGACACGUGAAAAAGUUGUGGAUUUUCUUAUUGUUUUUCCAAGUCGUUUCUUUUUUUUUCUUUUUUUUUUUUUUCUCUUUGUUUGUUUCAUUAGAUUGGCUGUAAUUGAACCCGAAGGAGCUUGUAACUGUUCAGCACCCACUCGGUAGAACUAAAGUCAGAAACCAGUUGAAUAAACUCUUGUAAACUGUAAAAA
Messenger RNA from Harpia harpyja (harpy eagle), 5824 nucleotides. RefSeq names its product netrin 1 (gene NTN1). Bases 345 to 2165 code for a protein of 606 amino acids. The record is from RefSeq and is a predicted model, not a curated record. The transcript has 6 exons. Gene Ontology annotation, molecular function: protein binding. NCBI's taxonomy places the organism in Eukaryota, Metazoa, Chordata, Aves, Accipitriformes, Accipitridae.